GCUGCUGCUGCUGCUCCAGAAAAGAAGAGCCCCGAGGCGCGCAGCAUCAUCGUCGCCAGCAGCUGCUGCUCUGCUGCCCCUGCCGUUGCGCUGCGAGACGAGGAGAGGAGAGGAGAGGAGAGGAGCAGGCGAGGGCGCGGAGCAUUGGUUGGAGCUGGAAAGAAGAAAGGCGGAGCUGGAAAUGCUCGAAUGCUCGCCGCGUAGAGGAUUGUCGAUUGCAGGUGCUCGUUGAUGAAGUUUGGGCCCGAUCCCCGUGGUCGGCAAAGAAUGUGAUAUCGACCGAAUCUUGCUGCUUGCUCUCGCCUAGAGGAUGAGGAAGCCCAAGGAUUCCGUCGCUAGCGAACCGUGAGGUGAGUGGAUUUUUCGAAGGGCUUUGCAAGCGGUCGGGAUUUGUGGCAGCGAGGUUCGGCGGGGCUUGAUAUUUAGGACGUCGGGUUGCGCCGAGAGCUGGGAGUUUGGGUGGGGAGAAGCUCAGGCGAAGGAAAAGGCGAGGAGCGGCGGGAGUGGGCAGCUGAGUGAGUGGAGGGUGUUUGGGGAGCGAGGGAAUUGGAAAGAAUGUCUGGCACAGGGAGAAUAAGGGUGAAUGGGGAGAAGGUUGGGAAGCGAGAAUGGAGUGGGACAUGGCAGUUGCUGUGCCUGGCGUUGAUGUUGGCAACAGGGGCGUGGAUAUCACUUGUGUUCUCGGCCAAGAAUCAGUGUGCACCGAGCCAUACACCUUGGCAGGGGCCGCCAUCGGCGUUCGGGUGGUCGGACAGUCCAGGGGAUGUCGCGGUCGACACCCAAGGCAGCGUUACAGCCAUUCAAAAAAAGAAAGCGGUGGAAAAUGGGACCCGGAUGGGUGCCGGAUCGUUGUCGAUCAAGCAGUUGGUCUUUGGGAUUGCCGGAUCAGCGCAGCUCUGGCCCAAGCGCCAGGAGUUUAUCAAGCUCUGGUGGCGCCCUAAUGACAUGCGAGGUUAUGUUUGGCUCGAAGAACCCGUGCCUGAGGUCCCCGGUGUGAAUCUGCCUCCUGUUCUGGUCUCGGAAGACACUUCUAGGUUUACGUAUACCCAUGCCCUAGGACAUCCCUCUGGAAUUCGAAUUUCCAGAGUCGUCUCCGAGACCUUCAGGCUCCGUUUGCCCAAUGUAAAGUGGUUCGUAAUGGGGGAUGAUGACACUCUGUUCAACGUGGACAAUUUAGUGCAGAUGUUGAGCAAGUACGAUCCCUCGGAAAUGUGGUACAUUGGGAAUCCGUCCGAGAGUCAUCGACAGAACGAUCAUUUCAGCAGCACCAUGGCUUAUGGCGGGGGAGGAUUCGCAAUAAGCUACCCUCUCGCAGCGGCCAUAAGUGAAAUACAGGACAGCUGUAUGGAACGUUACCCGCAGCUGUUCGGGAGUGACGAUCGUCUACAUGCCUGCAUUACGGAGCUGGGCGUGCCCCUCACCAAAGAGCCUGGGUUCCAUCAGUUCGACAUUAUUGGAAAUGCAUUUGGAUUGCUUGCAGCGCAUCCAGUUGCCCCUUUUCUCUCAAUGCACCAUCUGCAGUUGAUAAGGCCUCUGUUCCCCGGUAGGACUGCUCUGGACGGCCUCCGACAUAUAAGCAAGGCAAUGAAGACCGAACCAACGAGCUUUUUACAGCAGACGAUCUGUUACGACCGGAAGCGGAGCCUAUCGUUUUCUAUCUCCAAUGGAUUUGUUGUUCAAGUAUUUCCCCAAAUUAUUUUGCCGCGGAUGUUGCAGCGGCCCUUGAGAACUUUCUCAGCUUGGAACCGUGUGAGUGAACCUCUUGAGUUCACAUUUGAUACACGGCCUGUACCCAAGUCCAUAUGCAAGCAUCCCCUUAGAUUUUUCCUCGAUGACAUGAUAUACGAUCAUGACAAGGAUGUUACGAUUGGACUCUACAAAAGACAGAUUGCUAUCGAUAAGCGGAAAAAGUCAGGGCUGUGCUGGCCAUCUGCAUUAGCUCCGGAUCAAGUCACUCACAUCAGAGUCGUCAGUCAUGCACUACCUGAUCACUGGUUUCAUGUCCCGAGGAGACAAUGCGCCCAUUUGACCGGGAUUGUAGAUAAGGUCUUAGGUAUUUCAGUGGAGCCCUGCCAACCAGGUGAACUUAUUCCUAAGUAGAACUAUUGAAUGAAGUGUAGUUUAGUUCUGAUCUUCCAGGCUUUUUGCUGAGAGGCAGUUCACAUAGCCAGGAACAUUUUGAAAGGAGGGUUGCGUACAGUGGCUGGCUGCCUCUAGUGAGAAAGAUAAUGGCACUGUUCGACAGCAAAUCGUGUUGGGGAUCAUUGAAUUUCUCGACGCGCCCUGCUGAUCUGCUGAUGGAAACUUCAACUCGCCAGCGAGAGAACGACGCACAUCAUUGCAGUUGUAGGCCUCUACAGGCCGGGAGCAAAAUACCGCAAAUGAGAUGCUUACAGGGGCCGUGUUUUGAUGUAGAUUACGAGGAGUUGAGGUUCCAUAAUAUGUUUCACUGAUCCUUCUUAAGAUCCAGUAAUUUAUCUGGUGAAGGUUUUAGGAUUGUUAAAGAGCUCAGUAGUAGUUUCUCUGAUGCUCGCCAACGAAAGGUAACAAAGAAGUCGGUAUAAAUCCAGCACACCAUUGUGUGCCAGUCUAGGGUGCAUAUUUACGGGAAAUUCUUUGCCCCCCUUGUCCUUGGGGGUGCCAUAUCUGACAAUUAGUUUCCUCAGCUCUCUGCCUCAUAGAGUUAGAAGCGUAGAAGUGGGGGAUGCCUCCGGAAGUGAAGUCAUCAUGUACUCUAAGUUUUGAUCAAUUUAUUGCGUUUGUCCAAUCCAUUCUCGCCUCCGUCAUGUUUUUUUCACUCGAGAAGACCUUGACAGGCUUGG
Molecule: messenger RNA, 2822 nt
Organism: Marchantia polymorpha subsp. ruderalis
Lineage: Eukaryota; Viridiplantae; Streptophyta; Marchantiopsida; Marchantiales; Marchantiaceae
Source: the annotation of a GenBank genome assembly